This is a messenger RNA of Cucumis melo (muskmelon), 1192 nucleotides long. RefSeq lists its product as uncharacterized. The coding region runs from base 47 to 697 and encodes 216 amino acids. The transcript has a single exon. The record is from RefSeq and is a predicted model, not a curated record. Lineage: Eukaryota; Viridiplantae; Streptophyta; Magnoliopsida; Cucurbitales; Cucurbitaceae.
AUGCAUAUAAAACAGGAGAAUUGGUCUUGAAGGAAAUUAAUUUAAGAUGGAAGAGUUGUACAUAGAUGGCACAUUGAUGAGCCUGAGCGUGUUGCUUGUGGUGGGGUAUCACCUGCAUCUGUGGCAAUGCUUGAAGAAGAAACCUGAGAAAACGAGCAGGGGAAUCCAGUGGGAGGGAAGGAGAGCGUGGGUGGAGCGGGCGCUGCAGGUGGAGGGCGGUAGCAUGCAGGUGGUGCAGAGCUUGAGAAACAAUCUCAUGAUCAUAAUCCUCAGAGCGUCCAUAUCAAUCACCCUGAGCUCCUCCGUGGCAGCCCUCACCAACAACGCUUACAAAUCCAAAAUUGGAUUCCUUGGAUCAAGUGAUCAAUCCAUAAUUAGUUGGCUGUUUGCUGUGAAAUACGCGGCCGCCUUUGUGGUGUCAGUUUCCAGCUUCCUUUGCAGCUCUUUCGGGGUGGGCUUUCUGGUUGACACCUGCCUGUUGCUCACAACUCCAACUCCAACCACCCAUAUACUCAGACUGCUGGACACAGGGUUUGCCUUUGCUUUUGUAGGCAAUCGCUUGAUGUGGUUCAGUUUUGUCAUCUUGUUAUGGUCCCUUGGUCCUAUUCCCGUCGCCCUCUCUUCCUUCGCAUUGGUUUGGGGGUUUUCUCUUGUGGAUUUUGUUACCAAAUCAACUACCUAUUCCUGUUCUUAUUGAUCUCAAUGUAUAUAUAGCAUUUCGUACUACUUCCAUAAUUUGAUUCUGAUCGCUCCAUCAUCACAUCAUAUUCUAAAUACUCCCAUCUUGGAAUCACCAUCAAAUCAAAACAACUGUGUUCUUUGUUUCCAUUAUUGUUCUAGUUUUGAUGAAUUCAACAAUCACCACAAAAUUUUAUCAAUCAAAUCAACCCUCUUUGGUUUCUAUUCGAGUCUAGAUAAGACAAGUCAAAUAAAUGGUUCUCUUUUGAUAGGUUUUUGUUAAGGAUAUGGUUUAGAACUAUAGAUAUGAAAAUCACAUGGAGAAAAGUGAACAAUGUUAUCACACCUGAAACACUAAUGGUAAAAAUAUGCUUAAAUGGAUUAGUCACUUGUCUUUUGUUUUUUAAAAUUACGUAAAUUAUCUUUUUUUCUUUUCUUCUUAAACAGUUAUAAUUAGUCGGAUCAAACAAUAUAAAAAAAAUUGAUAUCAAUUAUAGUAUUUUUAGACUCUUUU